Messenger RNA from Paralichthys olivaceus (Japanese flounder), 482 nucleotides. NCBI's taxonomy places the organism in Eukaryota, Metazoa, Chordata, Actinopteri, Pleuronectiformes, Paralichthyidae. The record is from RefSeq and is a predicted model, not a curated record.
AGGCAAACGCUGCAGGAGUCAUCAUGUACACAGUGAUCAUCACUGCAGGGAAGCAGCAGUGUCUUGACCUGGAUAUCGUCCCUGUCCUCCUGCACUUGCUAUCCAUCCAGAGACAGGAGGAUGAGGAGGCGGAGAGGAGGCCGAGGAGGAAGGCUCUCGUGGUGUACGCCCUGCGGGCUCUGACCUCGCUGGCAGAGGCUCCAGACGGCCGCCGCCUCCUGCUGGAGCAGCUCCCCGUGCUGAAGAGUCGGAGUGAGGCAACAGAGGAGGACGAUGACAUCCGGCGGGCCGCUCAGACCGUGGUCAGGGUCGUCACCUGGACCCCCUGAGACCCUGAUGACCUCUGACCUCCAGAUUUUCAGUUCACCUCAGCUGAGAAAUAAAUGACAUGAUGAACUUCAUGGAUUUUAUUUAUAACAUGAUAAAAUAAUUCUGUCUUUCAUUGUAUUUACAUUUUUGUGACUGUGAAUAAAGAUGGACGA